AUGCAGCUGAACCCGGAGAAGUGUGCAUUCAACGCUAAGGCAAGAAAGAUGCUAGGAUAUCUCAUCUCCCGAAGUGGCAUCAAGGCUAAUCCGAGCAAGAUUCAUGCCAUCACAGAAAUGUCACCUCCCACCAAUCCAAAGGAAGUACAACAUUUGGCCAGCCGCCUCGUAGCCCUCAGCUGCUUCCUCACCAAAUCUGCUGAGCCUAGCCUCCCCUUCUUCAAAAUGCUAGGGGGCUUCGAACAAUUCAACUGGACUCCGGCGUGCCAGGUGGUAUUCGAGGCCCUCCAGGCCCACCUUUUCCACCUCGAAACAGUCACGAUACCCCUCCCCGGUGAAGGGCUGCUCUUAUAUUUGUCCGUCUCUACCUCUGCUGUCAACAUCGCGCUGCUGACCUCGUUCGCACCUGCCAAGGAUGCCAGUGGAUGGGACGCUGAAGCCACCAGCCCCCAGCUCCCCCUACAACCAAUUGCUCCCGUCGGGCCCCUGGCUCAUUGGGGCAUGGACCUCAUUGGGCCAUUCCCUUGUGCCAAAGGCAACCUUCAGUACAUGGUGGUAGCAUUGGAAUACUUCUUCAAAUGGGUCAAGGUCGAGCCAAUCACAACGAUCACAUUGAAGAAUGUCCAAAAAUUCUUCUGGAAGAACAUAAUUUGCCACUUCGGUGUUCCAUGA
This is a messenger RNA of Phragmites australis (common reed), 672 nucleotides long. RefSeq lists its product as uncharacterized. The transcript is spliced from 2 exons. Gene Ontology annotation, molecular function: nucleic acid binding. Bases 1 to 672 code for a protein of 223 amino acids. NCBI's taxonomy places the organism in Eukaryota, Viridiplantae, Streptophyta, Magnoliopsida, Poales, Poaceae. The record is from RefSeq and is a predicted model, not a curated record.